GCGGCUCCAGCAGCAGUUGCGCUGUGGUGGCCUCGGGGCCCGAGGCCGCCGCGGCCCUCGCGCGGCGGGAGGUGCUGGCGUGCUUCGUGCAGGGCAGCCCGCAGGACAAGCGGAGCGCUGGCGGACGAGUGGCAGGCCUUCGAGCACGGCGGGGCGGAGUUUGACGUGAAGGUCGCGGAGCCCGCCGGGGGGCACUGGGCCGAGCUGCUGGCCGCGGCGCUGCCGCCCGCGCUGCGGGGCGCCCCCGGCGGCGGCGCGCUCGUGGAGAGGACGUUGCGGGAGGCGGAGCUUGUCGUGGAAACCUUCAGGCUGGCGGCGCGGGCGUCCGCGCCCGACGCCGCCCCGCCGCAGCUGCGCGUUCGCCUCGCGAGCCUCCAGCGCCCGCAGUGCCCGCGGCUUCACUGGGACGACGUGCCGCUCCGCGCAGUGGCCGCCCUGACCGGGCCGGGCACGGAGGUGCUCCCCGAGGAGGCCGUUGACCGCGGCGCCCUCGCCCGCCUGAGCGAGAGGCCGCUCGAGGAGCAGGUCGAGUACUCGCCCGAGGCGUGGAACGAGGCCAUCUCGAGGGGACCUGGCCCACUGAGGGCCAGGCUGUUACAGGCUCCGACGGGCUGGGUGACGCUGCUGAAAGGCAGCGCGUGGCCAGGCGGCGCCCCGCUGCAGGGGCCUGCGCCCGGAGCCAUGCACCGGUCGCCGAGCGGCGCCGCGGGCGCCCGCAGGGUGGUGGUGCAGGUGGACCUCGCGGAGGCCGUCGCCCCGUCGGUGCCGGGCGUCGCCGAGGUCGAAUUCGAGGACCAGCCUCCGGCCGCGGUGGUGGGUGUCCAG
Molecule: messenger RNA, 825 nt
Organism: Prorocentrum cordatum
Lineage: Eukaryota; Dinophyceae; Prorocentrales; Prorocentraceae
Source: the annotation of a GenBank genome assembly